AGAAAUGUUUCUGUUGAUUGUUUUGAUUCAUUUCGUUCAAGAUGUUCAAGAUACAAGUGUUCCACCGCUUUUCGAUUGAUAAAUAUAUUUCUGAUAAAUAAGAUUGCAUUGAUCCGUAGGACAAAGUGUUCCUUUUUGAGGCAUUCCGCUCCAAAGUUAUUGUCUACCGCCUUGUGCUUUUAGUCAAUUUGAACUUCUUGUUAUACUUCGUGUGUUUUUAUACACGUGAAUUUUAAAUUGUUACACUUUGGCGACUCCAAAAUUUUUAGUCCAUCAUUUCAUCAGCUAAAUACUCAUCACCCGAUGGACGACACAACGAAUGAUAUUCCUCCAGAAAGUGACUCCGAUUGCAACAGUGAUGCCGAUGAAUUUUACUUCGAAUCCGAUCAUCUGGCCUUCCGUGGAAACGCGGACUACACUGCUGUGUUGCGAACGUUAGCAAUUCUACAAACGCAAAAGAUCCAGGCAGCUAAUGACAUCGAAAAACUGGCCAAAGCAGAAAAAGUCGCACUGGAAAAUCCCGAAGAAUUCAUCAGGAAAUUAAGCCGUGGCGAGAUGAAUGAACUGCCGGGGCCAAUAGCCAUCGCUGAGUUACCGAAAAUCAAUUUCGAAAAGUAUGGCGUUUCCAUCCCUGAAUUUGUAGAAGAACCACAACCGAAUUCGUCGAAUGACAUCACCGUUCGUGGCAGAGUAUUCGAUCAAACAAAACCGGAAACAUUUAACCAGCUCUGGACAUGCGAGGAGCAACGACGAUUAGAAGAAUUGUUAAUCGAAUAUCCACCGGAACCAGUAGAGAGACGACGAUUCGCUAAAAUUGCAAGGGCACUGGGAAACCGAACCACGAAACAAGUGGCCAGUCGUUUACAGAAAUAUUUCAAAAAACUUCACUCGGCUGGAAUGCCCAUACCGGGACGCAUACCAAAAUCCAAUCGUUGCUAUGUGACCAACAAACAAACAAGAAUCGCUAAACACGCUCUCCGACCCACUACAUUCUUCCCGGCGAAUUAUGUUCCCGUGACCAUAACCGAUGACGACGAUUAUGCCGGUGGCGGUAUUCCACUCGAUCCGAAUUGGUAUAGACAGGGUUGCACCACCAACAGCAUUUGUUCGGAUGCGGACGCUGCCAAGGUUAUGAUUGUUGAUGACGACACCGAUACUGAGGUGAAAAGCGACAGAGCUUCACAAAUGCUUCGAUUAUUGGGUCGCAUUAAGCGGGAUAAGGAAAAAGACUCGGUGCUGGAAAGAGCUCACAGUGAACACGAAGGAUUUAAGUGCGACUUUUGUGGAGAAGAACCGAUUGUGGGCACCCGAUGGCAUUGCAAUACUUGUGUACAAGAAUCAAUUGACUUUUGCUCCGAUUGCUUGGUGACCCAAUUGUAUUCAGAUCGACAGCAUCCUACCACGCACAAAUUUGUUGGCCUGCGAACGACCAAUACACAAAUGACAUCACGUAUGGUGUCGGACGAUGGCAGCGGUAACGAGGACGAUGAUACAGAUGACAUAGACAGGCAACAAGUGAACGCGAAUAAUGGCUAUGACAGGGACUACAUGAUCCAUAAGUUCUCCAAAGCCAAUUACAAUUACUUAGAUCCGAAUUUUUUGCCGGAAUAAAGAUGGUUUUGUGAGUUUAAA
Bradysia coprophila is the source of this 1632-nucleotide messenger RNA. RefSeq names its product Ada2a-containing complex component 1 (gene Atac1). Gene Ontology annotation, molecular function: zinc ion binding. The record is from RefSeq and is a predicted model, not a curated record. NCBI's taxonomy places the organism in Eukaryota, Metazoa, Arthropoda, Insecta, Diptera, Sciaridae.